Dunckerocampus dactyliophorus (ringed pipefish) is the source of this 7126-nucleotide messenger RNA. Its product is annotated as regulator of G-protein signaling 12-like. The transcript has 18 exons. Gene Ontology annotation, biological process: signal transduction. Lineage: Eukaryota; Metazoa; Chordata; Actinopteri; Syngnathiformes; Syngnathidae. Gene Ontology annotation, molecular function: protein binding; GTPase activator activity. The record is from RefSeq and is a predicted model, not a curated record. Bases 1964 to 5977 code for a protein of 1337 amino acids.
AAGCGUUUUGUAUUUUUGACUGGGUAAGUGUAGACGUGCUCACUGACUCAGUCUCACGCUUCAUGACACACUCUUCGUAAUCAACUCUGUGUUUGCGCUUGAGAUGGUAGAACAAAUUUGUCGUGACCUCACCUUUUGCCGUCACCCUUGCUUUGCAAACUUUGCAUAUUACGGUCUCUUGCUCCAGAUCUGCUCUAUCGAAACCAAACCAUUUCCAUAUUAGGGCCCGGUUUAGCAACAAUUUUUUCGUCUGUAGUCUCCGCUUCUCCCCCGCCUUCAGCAACGCUCAUUUUCUCUCUUUUGUUGUUUCUGCUCUGCCUUUCUCUGCCACCAAUUGACCAUGCUUAGGGCCCUAUGAAGUCUGUCUUAUUUUUUCACAAAUUCCGUUUUAUUUUUUCCAACUUCCAUUUAUUCUUUUGUAAUUUUUUAGAAUUCUGUUUUUUACAUUUUACACUUUUUUUUAAACCAGGAUAGCGUGUGUGUGCGCUUUAUGGGUUAGUGAAUAAAAUGUCAGUUAAUUAAAUACAAAAAUCCUGAUAUUUAUUGAUGCAAUACAUCCCAGGACAAUUUUGUCCAGUAAUUCAGAAAUGGAUGUAGCUUGGCUAACUCUGCUAAUGUGAUGUCAGCCUCUGCACAUAUUGUGACAAAAUCUUCAACAAACUGUAAUGCCCGUGCAUAGAAAGACUUGUCUGUUUGCUAUUACUAAUCAUGGCAGACUUUGUGAGCGCGGCCGCCAAUGCAGCUGCUUUCAAAACAUGCAAUACAUAAAAUUACAACAAAAUACAUUACUUGGAACAUUUUCAAAAUGAUUUUAAUGAAGACAUUAACUUGUGAACGUAUGAGCCCCUGUAAAACCUGCGUGGAAGUGUGAAGUGAAGUGGGACGCUGUGUAGUAGUCUUAUACUAAUGAUGGACAUGGGAGUUAACAGUUGCAUAUAUCUUUAUUUGUCUUUAAAACGUAUUACAGUAUAGUAUAUAGUAUAUUAUAGUAUAGUAUAAUAGUCUUAUAGACUGUAGACAUAUUAAUGGAUUUAUCGAUUAUCGUGACAGGCCUAGUCUUAUAUUAGAGCAUGGUGUACAUGUGGAUUAACAGUUGCAUCUAUCUUUGUUUCUCACAGAGAUCAAACUUACACAACGUUAAAACGCUGUAAUACGAUCUCUAAAAGUUGCUUGAAAAAAACCUAGAAUGUUCUCCUUGACGGGCCCUGAUAGCGUGUUUCCGCAAGGACGUUAUUCUCGUGGGGCACUUAAGUGUGGUGUUAUAUUGUUUUACAAAGUCACAGCUUACCAUGGUGCGGAAAAAUGUAGUUUGUUUCGCCAUAUCACUCGUUGUCUUCUGUGUUGCAGCCGAGUGAGUGUCACAGGCAGAGCUGCACCUCACUGGUCUGUGUGUUUAUGUGUGAGGGGGACGGCCCAGGUACUUGGGUAGGGAGCAGCACAGAGACACAGGAACGGAAUGACAGAAUCUCUGCGCAGCAAAAAAAGUUAAUAUAUCGGUUGCAUAUUCACCGCUGUUGAUUAAUUGGUCAUACAUUAUAAUGGGCCCGAUUCAUCGGCGGGGCUCUAGUAGAGAGAUCCGUAUUGACAAUUUAGCGACAUGGCCUCUAUAUUUAGCGAGUUGGGGUGCGCAUUAAAAGUAAAAGACAGGAAGUGUUUCUUGUGUCAUGCACUUAUUUGGGGUCAACAAAGGUGAAGUAUCUGCCGCGCAAGCGAGUGGGGGUGGAGCUCUACCUCCGAUUGUGCGGAAGUGUCACCUUGCUAUACAGAUCUGAAAGCUGCAUAAACCCUUCCACAAGGCAACCCAAGCCCCUGACCACCAACAGAGCCAAGAAGCAAGAGCUUGGAUACACUCCUCCAUCGCCUUGAAACACCUCGCCUUCCUGGCCAAACAUGCAUGGGGGUCCACAGUGUCGCCCAGGGGCUAAGUAGAUAAGACAAAAACAGAAGUAAUUUUCCGCCAAAGAUGAGGAUCCAAGGACAACCAGAGGGUGCGAGGCGGCGUCUGGAUUUAAGCACGGUCGGCGAGCUGAGGAGCAUUGAGAUCAUCCGCGGACGAGCGGGCUACGGUUUUACCAUCACGGGACAGCGACCAUGUUUGCUGAGCAGCAUCCUGAAGGGAAGCCCGGCAGACGUGGUGGGACUCAAACAAGGAGAUCGCAUUCUUGUGAUCAACGGAGAAGACGUUUCCGCUGCUUUGCAUGAGACCGUGGUACAGCUGAUUGGUAGCUGUGUCGGACCAUUGCAGUUGGUCGUUCAUGCUGAUGGACGGGUCAUUGGAAACCCCAUCAUUAGGGAUGAAAAAUUUGUCAUAAGCCCUAAGAAGGGUCUUUUCCAGAAGGUUCUCCGCACUGUCUCACAUGAUCCGAGCAACUCUGACAACUUGCAUCACACGCUCGGCAGCAAACCGAGACCCCUGUCAGAACCGAUUAUGUCACAGUGGUCCAAUCAGUGGAGCGUUGUGGCACAGAAACCAAAGGACUGGAGUUCAGUUUUGUCAGAGGAUGCUAAAACAGACUGGGGCAUUUUAAACAUGACCCUAGUGGUGGGCUACCUGAGCUCUACGGAACUGAUUCUAAACACGACGGAAUCGGAGGAUGACUGCCUGAAAGCCAUCCGAGAGCAAAUACGCAAGUUGGGCACUGAGCAGGACACCCAUACCCUAGUGAUGAUGAGAAUCACAUUUGACUGCAUCCGACUUUGCGAUGACAUGGGUGCCGUACUUGCCGCCUUUCCCACAGAGAACCUGGUCCUGGGAGCCGUGUGUGCUGAGGACCCUCGUUUCUUUUGCCUGGUCACGACUGCGCACAUUAUCGAUGGCUGCGUCCCACAAGACGGUCCCUUAAGGGCCUCCUGCCAUGUUUUCUUCAUGGAUCCAGACCUGGGGAAUCAUGAGGAGCAUGUCGGAAUUGCAGCACGCUUUGGUUUCGACUGCACUCCUGAUCCGCACACCUUUGCUUGCCUGGAGUUCCCCCAGACCCCACCAGAUGUCCUUCAUUUUGUCAUUGUACUUUACAGUGACAUGGGGGAUUCUGUGGAGAGGCUAAGAGCCAAACUGAACUCUGAGGCUCAGCAGCAAGCCAAAGAGAUCAGCAAACAAGGUAACGCUGGUAGCAGCGGAGACAGCGGGAUCAGCGGUUUAGGCAGCGCCUCACCCCCUGAGGAGAGGGAUUUCCCUUCUGUAAUCCGAAACCACCCCGGGGUCCUCCUCCCCACCUGUCCAUGGGAUAAUCCUGAAGACCACACCCCAAGAAACCUCUGCCAUAAUGGCGACAGAACUCACAACAGUGCCAGCUCCCUUUCAGAGUCGCUACCCGGCCCCGAUUCUCUCACUAACUUCUACGGCGGCCCCCCACCGAGGCUCAAUUUCCAAUUCAAGCCCCCACCUCCUCCACCCCUUCUCCCUUUGGGCAAGAAAACAAUUGCGGACCCUCUGAGGGGAAGCCAGCGGUGGUUCUCUAAACCAAAGUGGCAUAAAUCUGAUUCAGAACCGCAUGUGACAUGCAACAACAACUGGUUAUCAAGUGUUACAAGCACCCAGGACCAGCCGCCUCCCAUGUGUCAGAUAACCCCAAACAGGUAUCGCUCGGCCGAGAUCCUGAUGCAGCCCCCGAAAGAGGAAUGGACCAAAAGGUUACUGGAGCAGAGGGAAAAAGAACGCAAGAAUGGCAAAAAUGUCUCCAAAUUUUGGGAUAUGGGCGUCCUGCGUGCUUCCAAACGGCGCUCUUCCAAACGUCUGAGCCUGGCACGAUCGCUGGACAACCUCGAGUCGGCCGCUUCCUCUGACGGCGAUUACAGCGGUGUCCAGUUGCAGGGAUGCUGCAGCCACAGCAGCCUGAACAGUAAUGGCAGCCUCCCGAGUGGCCAUCGGAAUCUUCCGGAACAACGCGUAGCCAGCUGGGCCGCCUGCUUCGAGCGCCUCCUCCAGGAUCCGGUGGGCGUACGCUACUUUUCGGAAUUUCUCAAGAAGGAAUUUAGUGAGGAGAAUAUCUUGUUCUGGCAAGCCUGUGAAUACUUCAGCCAUGUUCCUGCAAAUGAUAAAAAACAGCUUUCCCAGCGAGCCGGAGAAAUCUACAACAGCUUCCUGUCCAGCAAGGCCACCAUGCCAGUCAACAUCGACAGCCAAGCUCAGCUGGCCGACGACGUCCUUACAUCACCACGGCCCGACAUGUUCAAGACGCAGCAGCUGCAGAUCUUCAACCUGAUGAAGUUCGACAGUUAUUCACGAUUCCUCAAGUCAUCACUUUAUCAGGAGUGUAUGCACGCCGAGGUGGACGGCCUACCCUUGCCAGACCCCUACCAGAUCCCCUGCAGUCCUGCGCCAUCCAAACACAGCGCUAGCUCAGACCGCUCUACCCUUUCCACACCAAAGAAGGAGGCCAGGAAACAGAGGUCGGGGAGAUCGCUUAACGAGGACAGCAGAGAUGAAAGCGUGGACAAAAAACGCGGCAUCUUCUUUUCGUGGUCCCGCAACCGGAGCUUUGGGAAGGGUCCCAAGAAGAAGGACAUUGGAGACAUUAACCUCGACUAUUGGGGUAGCAACGGUCGCCGUGAGUCCCAGGGGUCAUUGUCAUCUAGCACCAGCUUAGAGAUGUCCACUUCCUGCAAGAUGGAGUCGGAUAAUCGUCACUCUGUCGGGGCGUGGGAGCGCUCCUCCAAACACUGCAGCGUGAUGCUGCCCGACGGCUCGUCCUCGUCCAUCGUCCUCCGGCCUGGUGCCUCCAUUAGGGACGUCCUCCAAGUUCUGUGUCAUGGCAUCAACGUCAACAUCGCCGCCGUGGAUCUUUUCCUGGCGGGAGGGGAUAAGCCUUUAGUGUUGGACCAGGACUGCAUGACCCUCAGCUCACGAGAUUUGAGACUGGAGAAGAGGACCUUGUUCAGACUGGACCUGGUUCCCAUUAACCGCUCUGUGGGUCUGAAGGCUAAACCCACCAAGCCCGUGACAGAAGUCCUGCGCCCCGUGGUGUCCAAAUAUGGCCUCCACCUCAGCGACCUGCUGGUGAAAAUAAGCGGCGAGACGGAGCCUUUGGACUUGGGUGCCCCCAUUUCAACUCUGGAUGGCCUGAGAGUCGUGUUGGAGCGAGUCGACCCAGCCUCAACCAAAGACAACAAAUCCAAGCCGUUGAAAAGCCAACCACCAACCAGGAGUCUUUCUGCAACGGGAGAUGAGAGCCCAAAGGACUUUUCAUUGAGAGCACCAAGCGGUGCCGACUCAGCAUUUCACCAGGAGAAGAGAAAACAGAAAAAGAUAAAUAUAGAUGAAGCUGAAGAAUUCUUCGAGCUGCUGAGCCGGGCACAGAGCACCCGAGCCAACGACCAACGCGGGCUACUCACAAAAGAAGACCUGGUGCUUCCCGAUUUCCUCCGCCUGGUACCCCUGCCGACGUCCACCCCGACCAGAGGCCCCGGCCCCCGCUCAGAGAGCCUGGACUCCCACCUUGGCUCCAACGGACACUCUGCGCCGAAGCGGUGUUUGAUGCCCCCUGUGGGGCGCCACUUGCCGUUCGGCUUCCACCUGUCCCCCAUCCAGCGGCCGCCCAUCCAGGACGCCCGGCCCAGCCUCCAUACUGUGGAGGAGGACGCCCAUGCCGACUUGACCCUCGUGGGGGAGGGCGACAUUAACAGCCCUAACAGCACCUUGCUGCCUCCGUCACCAUCUCCCAUGCCAUCCCUGGAGGGGAGCCUGCCUGAGGCUAAUUUCACUCCGCCGCCACCGCCUUGCCCCCAGUCACAAGAGUCUACUUCAGAGGCUACCAAAGCUCUUCCGGAGGACGUGAGGGACGUGGAGGGCGUACAACUGGAGGACUUGGAGGGAGCGUCCCAGACGGAGGACUCUGAGCUCAGCCUGAGCUUUCAGGGUUACGUUGCUGAGCUGCGUCAGGUUCAGAGCAAAAUGAGGAACACCCACAUUCCACACGGGGGACAACAAGAUGACGACACAGACUGCAAGACGGACAUUUUUAAGGCCACCGUCGUCUAAACGGGACCAAAAAAUAAACCCUCCUUUGACUCUACUGCUGCACUUUUAAACACCCUCCCUCUAAUAAAUGACUCAUGGAUAUUGUAGAUGUGAUAUUUUUCAUGUUGUUUUUAUGUAAUAGAAAUUGAGCAACGUUACAAGAAAAAUAGGCUUUUUUCCCAUGAAUUAGUUGAUAAAGUUAGACACCUGAUUAGGUACAACCACUGAUCUGAGUAAGUCCGUUUCGUUAUUGUGGUCGUGUUUCUAAUAUGCUGCCUCUCUCCUGUAGCAAAAAAAAAGUAAAUAUUAGAAGCAGCUCAAGAGUAUGUAUGAUGAACUCAAGCCACAAUAAUAAAAACAUGAAGAUCCUGUUUUUAACAGCUAUUUCUUGUCCAUCUGUAAUGUAGUUUUUCAUUUUUUUACUUGCAUUUUUGUUAAUAUUUGAUUUUUAAAUAUGACUUUUGCGAUUUAAUUUAGUUUUUAUUUAAUUUUUAUUAUUGUUAAUUUGUCUUUCAUUAACAGCUUUAAUUUGUUCAUAUUGUAAUUUUUUUUUAUUAUUUUUGUAAAUUCAAUUAUUUUAAUUUUGUAAUUUGAUUACAUUUUUUAUCAUUCCUUUUUGUUAAUUUAGUUUUGUAUCAUUUCAUUCUGUUUUAUUUUUGAUGAUUUUGUUUAAUUAAACAUUUUUGUUUUUAUUGUUAAUUUUUGUUCAUCUUUAUAGCCACAAAAAAUGUAUUACAUUUUUUGGUUUAUUUAAUUAUUGUGUUUAUUUUAUUAUUAUUUGUGUAAAUAUUCUUUUUAGUGAGAUUUUAUUUAGUUUUUUUCAGAUAAUUUAGUUUUAUUUUCUUUGCUUGUUUAUUUUAUAAUUAUUUUGUUCCAUUAUUAAUUUUGUUUUAUAUUAAAUUUUUUCUAUUAUUGUUCAUUUCAGUUAAUUCUUAUUAUUAUUUUAUUACUUCCUGGUUUGUUUUAUAGUUUUUACAAUUAUUUUAUUUGAAUUUAGCAAUGUUGUCAAAGCGUAUAUAAAAUAUUCCCUUUAAGAGAGCUGUAUCACAUGGCUGUUUUUGUUUUUUUUAAUUGAAAAAAAGUUUUUCCUGUGUUGGAAAAUUCCGGAUGAUGGUACGGUUGUUGUACUUUUUGCUUCUGUGGUUGAAGUUGUUGAUUAAAAAAACAAAA